Messenger RNA from Chara braunii, 2305 nucleotides. NCBI's taxonomy places the organism in Eukaryota, Viridiplantae, Streptophyta, Charophyceae, Charales, Characeae. The record is from the annotation of a GenBank genome assembly.
GCCGUCGAGCUGCCGGCAAACAGCCGUCGCGGUGACGAGGGUCUCUUCCUCUUCUCUCUCUCUCUGUCUGUGUGCCCGCGGUGUCGUGCYUGAAGAUGUGGACAGGGAGUUCGCGCGGCGUGGCGAUGUUUGCUACAGUGACUGAUUGAUUGGCGGAAAUUAUGUUUGACUGGCGAUGAUCGCAUAUGAUUCAGUAACAAUAUCACCAUCACCAGUUAACCGGCAUUCCUUUUCUUUCUCUGCAGCAGCAGCAGCAGCAGCAGCAGCAGCAACAGCAGCAGCAGGAGGAGGAGGAGAUGUUAACCGGUGUUUAUCAGUGGUUAAGUAUGGUUAUGGUGUUGCAAAAUUGGUAUGCAAGGCCUUAGAUGGAGGCACAAUGCCUCCGGACGUAAUGAUGGAGACAGGGGAUCAGCAAUUAUUGGACAUUCCAGGUGGACAACCAUUGGACCUGGCACGUGGAGAAGCAGAAGGGGUAGGAAGUGAGAUGAUUGGGAACGCAAGUUUCAAGAAAAAAAGUGGAGCAAGUGCCUCCUCCGCCUCCUCUUCGUCGUCCUCCUCUUUCAAUGUUGAUGAUGAUCAUCCGAAGGAUAAGAUUGCGACGAAGUUGUUGAAUUUCAAGGAGGAACGGGAUCCCUACACGGCUAUGUCGCCUCCGCUUUAUCAAACUGCGACCUUCGAGCUGCCUGACGCAAUUGCCGGCGGGCUGUACGAUUACACUCGAUCUGGCAAUCCGACCCGCACGUUGCUCGAGAGCCUGAUAGCUGACUUAGAAGGUGGUGAUCAGGGGUUUGCAUUCUCCACAGGGAUGUUGGCCCUCUCUACUGUGACGAGAUUGGUAGGAUCGGGUGAAGAAAUUUUGGCGGGAGAUGAUUUAUAUGGUGGGACCGAUAGAUUGCUCUCCCGUGUGGUCCCGCGCUCAGCAGCAGGCGUGAAGGUUAAGCGUGUAGACACGUGUUGCCUUGAUGAGGUCCGCUCUGCCAUCUGCUCCUCUACGAAAUUGGUCAUCAUGGAGAGUCCGACCAAUCCCCGCCUUCAGGUCAGCGAUGUGCGGGCAAUUGCUGAGCUGGCACACGAAUUCGGCGCGCUUCUGGUUGUGGAUAACAGUAUCAUGUCCCCGGUGUUGUCCCGACCGUUGGAUUUGGGAGCCGACAUCGUGAUGCAUUCUGCGACUAAGUUCAUAUCGGGACACAGCGACGUGAUGGCGGGGCUGCUAGCGGUCAAGGGAUCGAAACUCGCCAAGGAAAUAGGGUUUCUCCAGAACGCAGAGGGGACAGGCCUUAGCCCUUUCGACUGUUGGCUCUGCCUUCGAGGGGUCAAAACCAUGGCCCUUCGAGUCCAGAAGCAGCAGGAGAAUGCUCAGAAGAUUGCGGAGUUCCUCGAUUGCCAUCCCUUAGUGAAAAAGGUUAAUUACGUCGGAUUGAAACACCACCCAGGGCAUGACCUCCAUUUCUCCCAAUGCUCUGGAGCGGGCUCUGUCCUCAGCUUUAACACAGGUUCGCUAGAGGUGUCCAAGCAUGUAGUCGAGAACACUAGGUUGUUCGCCAUAACAGUGAGCUUCGGCAGCGUGCGUUCACUGAUCAGCCUGCCGUGCUUCAUGUCUCACGCUAGCAUUCCGCUGCCUGUGAGAGAAGCAAGAGGACUCACCGAUGACCUUGUUAGGGUAUCGGUCGGAAUAGAAGAUGUGGAUGACCUGAUUGCAGACCUUGAUCAGGCUUUUCGAGGAGCAUCGGAGAAGAUCAAUCAGAGUUGAGAGAGAGAGAGAGAGAGAGAGAGAGAGAGAGAGAGAGAGAGAGAGAGAGAGAGAGAGANAGAGAGAGAGAGAGAGAGAGAGAGAGAGAGAGAGAGAGAGAGAGAGAGAGAGAGAGGUUGUCAUGGUAUCGGUCGGAAUAGAAGAUGUGGAUGACCUGAUUGCAGACCUUGACCAGGCUUUUUGAGGAGCAUCGGAGAAGAUCAAUCAGAAUUGAGAGAGAGAGAGAGAGAGAGAGAGAGAGAGAGAGAUGACCUUGUUAGGCUAUCUGUUGGAAGAGAAUAUGUGGAUCACCUGAUUGCAGACCUUGCUCAGGCUUUUCGAGGAGCAUUGGAGGGAGGGAGGGAGAGAGAGAGAGAGAGAGAGAGAGAGAGAGAGAGAGAGAGAGAGAGAGGGGGGGGGGGCUGCUAUUACUGAUGAUCUUGCGAGGAUAUCUGUCAGGAUAUAAGAUGUUUUUUUCUUGCAGUAGAUCUUGAUCAGGAUGUUCGAGGAUCUUUUUUAAACAAAAGGAAGGAUUUUCAAGGAGCAUUGGAGAUAUGAUAAAUGAGAAAUCUUGUU